Molecule: messenger RNA, 711 nt
Organism: Scaptodrosophila lebanonensis
Lineage: Eukaryota; Metazoa; Arthropoda; Insecta; Diptera; Drosophilidae
Exons: 4
Coding region: 1-711 (236 amino acids)
Source: RefSeq, a predicted model, not a curated record
AUGCCAGGGGCCAGUUCACAUCCACGUCUGUUCUUCUAUUUGCUCUGCGCUGCCUCACUCUUGGCCGUUUCCAAAUCGGAUGCCGUGCCAGUGCAGCAGCCCAAGGACGAUCUGGCCUACGAAGCAGCAGUCCAAUUGGGGGCAUUUAAUCAUCGUCUUAACCUGCUAGCACACGAGGAAGAAGCCCGACAGCUUGCUCUACCAAAUAUAACUAUAAAUAACAUAGUCAAUCGUAUACCUUGCUCCUGUGACACGGGCCUAUGCAAAUGCUGUGCAGGAUUUCUGGCCGUCAUUGGCAUGAACAGCUGCACCGAAGUGGCCUACCGGCCUGAUGAAUUCUCAUUUGAGUUGCGCAUGCGCGUCAAUAAUAAUAUUUGGUUCCGACGCAAGGUCUCGGGUCAGAAUCCACCGCCCUUCUGCUUCCGCCCUCCUCGUUUCAACUUUGCCCGCGCUUGCAUCCAGUUCCAUGACAUCUGGUUUGUGGGUCGCAAUAUGCAUGUCUGCAUGUACAUGUCGGGCCAAUUCCAGGGCUUCGAGCUAUUCGAACGAAACUUUGAUUGCCUGCUGUUUGGCGAGCGGGGCGUGAAGAUUGUGCCACCAGAGCAGGGCUAUCCGGUACGGCCUAAUGAUGUGGAGAUUGACGAUGGAGACGACGAUAUCGAGGACUAUGAUGAGAAUGUGGUGCGCAAACGCCACAUUAGUGUAGCCUAG